Messenger RNA from Leishmania mexicana MHOM/GT/2001/U1103, 3198 nucleotides. Its product is annotated as putative kinesin. The transcript has a single exon. The record is from RefSeq and is a predicted model, not a curated record. Gene Ontology annotation, molecular function: ATP hydrolysis activity; ATP binding; microtubule motor activity. NCBI's taxonomy places the organism in Eukaryota, Euglenozoa, Kinetoplastea, Trypanosomatida, Trypanosomatidae. Gene Ontology annotation, biological process: microtubule-based movement. The coding region runs from base 1 to 3198 and encodes 1065 amino acids. Gene Ontology annotation, cellular component: microtubule; kinesin complex.
AUGACAGACGGCGGCGUUUGUGAGACGGCGCGAGUGACGGUCUCAGUGCGCGUGCGACCGAAGCUUGCACAUCCACUGACCCCCCUCCAGCAGAGUGAGCGCUACGAGCAGGUCGUUUGCAUUCCCUCCUCUGACAAGUCGCUGCGACUCGCCGACUGUCGUGCGACGAAAGGCACUCGCAGCCUCCACUUCGCCUACGACCACGUAUUUGACAUGGACGCGACGCAGGAGGAUGUGUACGAGGCAGCCGUGCUCGACUGCGUGGACAGUGUGCUGGCUGGCACGAACGCUUCCAUUCUCACCUACGGGCAGACCGGCAGCGGAAAGACCUUCACGGUGCUGGGAAAGACGGCCGUUGUCCACAACAGUGGAAAGGGUGUACAUGCCGUUGGCGCCGACACGGGCUUGCUCUUACGCUCCAUUCAGGACAUGUUGAUCUUCGCUGAGCGCAUGCGCGCCAAGUGUGAGCGCCACGUUGCGCUCGGCAUGACCGCCAUUGAAAUCUACAUGGACGAGAUCCGUGACUUGUUGCGCGAGGGAGUGGGUGGCCGGCCGCUGCAGCCCAUCAUGACGCGUGACGUCCUGCAUCUGCCGCACCUCACGCAUGUGCCGCUGCGCACGCUACAGGACGCGUUCCACGUGUACGAAAGCGCAGCGGUGCGCCGGGUGCAGAGGGCGACAUCUGCGAACGACACCUCUUCUCGCUCGCACGCUUUCUUCACGAUCGAGGUGUUUCAGACCCCCAUUACGCCCGCACACUCAUCUCCGCCCACCCUGGCGGAGUGCUGCGCGCUGCGGGAGGCACAAUGUGCCGCGUCGAUAGCAGCGGAGCGUAAGCAGAAAGGGCCUCAACUACUGCGCAGUGAGUGCUUUGAGGGUGCCGCGAACGCGCUGCUUGGCACACGCUCCGCACCUGUCAUGUACAGCACACUGACGGUGGCGGACCUUGCAGGCAGUGAGAAGGCGAAGCACGCGGAGGUGCGCGGAACCGGCUUUAACGAACUGCGACACAUCAACGCUUCCCUCACCGCACUCGGCAACGUUGUUCAUCACCUCUACCACGGUACGCCACACAUUCCAUACCGUGACAGCAAGCUCACGAUGAUGCUGCGCGAUACGUUUGCGGCUCCCCGUGCGCAGGUGGCACUCUUCGUGAAUGUGAGCCCGACAGCUGUGACGUGUGAGGAGACGCUCUCGUCGCUCUACUUUGCCGACAAGAUCAAGAGUAUGAGGGUGCCUGAACCCGGCGCCAAGUCGCCACAGCAUGCCGCACUCCAGUCAGCGUAUUUGGAGUCCAUUCACAUCCACGACGCUCUCCUCGCUGAUGCACACAUCUUUCAGGUUCAACAAGAGCACGCGACGGGGCUUCUGCAGCUCGCGGCGGCGUUGACGCCGCGACACCCUCUGUUCCAGUUACCUUUUCACACGCCACUGGCCAACGGCACCGACAAGACAACCGGUAUGCAGGUUUUGUGCACGCGCCUAAGGGAACGGCUGGCGCAUGAAGAGAGCCCCGAGGCUCGCGUACGUAACUUCCUCGAGACGCGACGGAGGGAGCUCUUGAGGGACAUGCUGAGGCAGUAUGGUCAACGUCGCGCUGAGGUGCAAGCUCAAAUCGCCACCGUUGAUGAGGCAGGGGUCGAUCUACGCGCCGAACUCUCUCGUGAUGAGUCUGCCAUCCGCCAGCUUCUCAGGAAGGCGGAGGAGGCUACGGCGGCUAUCAUGGCAACACGGCAGGAGUUGACGAAGGUCAAAAAUACGCGAUUAGGGGAGCUGCAGCGCUUGCGCGACUUCGAGGCGGCGGCGAACGAGGGUGACGGGGGCGCCGUAGACGCGCACGUAGCCGAUGCCAACAAUGAGGCGAGUCUGGCUGCCUUUGAGCAAGAGAGGGCCACAUACGAGAAGGCGCUGGAACUGGCGCAGCUUCGUCUCACGCUCGUGGGACUCAUGGCUCCUGAAUCUACUCCUUCACCAUCUGCGCACGCAGACGGUGAGCCGGCUGCUGGUCAUUGUCGAGGGAGCACCACCUCACGCAGUUGCAGAGACGCCGCAUCCACCACGGCGUCUUCCACCCCUUCCAAGCCUACUUCUAUUGAGGAGUGGCUGCGAGGCGCUGUACUGGCGAUGACAGGCAACGCUGUUGUGCAGUCUUCAAGGAAGCACCCGAGGCAGCAGCAGCAGCAGGAGAGGCUCCAGCCGAUUUCUCUACCGCAGCCGUUCCGCAUCUUCAACUUCACCAAUUCCAGUGGAGAUCCACAGCCCCUUCCCAAGUACUGGAGCGUGUGUCACAGGUGGGAGGAGACGGGGAGGGUGGGAGCGGACACCAACGCCCGCGCUGUUGCCCCCGAUGCGACUGGGAAGGGCACCAGCAGCAUGACCCGCCACCUCUCCUCUUUCGACGACCCUGCGCUUCUGACACGGGUGACCGCUUACAUGGACAUGGGCGCCUCUCUCACGAAGCUCGACCGCUAUGGCCGCCCACACACGCGAUGGUUUUACCUCUCACAGAAAGCCAACCGUCUGCGGCUGUGCUGGGACGAGUCGCAUCGUGGGCCGGGGCUAACAGGCGGCGGUCGUGUGUACUUGGAUUCCGUGGUGAAGAUUACGCUGGGUCGCUCCUCACCUGCCUUUCUUAAGUACGCCACCCACGAGCGCAAGAGCGAAGUUGGCGACUUCUGUACUUCCUUCACUCUCACCUGCCACAGCCACGCACGUAGACAGCAGUUGAAGUUUGUGGAUGUCAUGUGCCGUGAUCGGGCAGAGGUGGAGACGUGGGUUGUUGGUCUCACUCAAUUGGCCGGCGUCUUCCCGUGCUUCGACGGCGCGCGCCAGCCCAUAGGGGUGGAGUAUGGAGACGAGGAAGAGGCAGCGGUCACGGGAAGCGACGCCGCCGCCAACGCCGAUGCCGCGGCAGCAAAAGAGGCACAGAGGGAGCUCUCUGACGUCGAGACGGUGCUGUGCCGUAGCUGGCACAUUCCUGCUCAGACGAUGCUGCACACUCGGCGAGAGAUCGAGACACGUCGACAGCGGCACCAGUCUGGCCGGCUGCGCCUGAGCCCUGGUGAGCUGCGCGGCCGGACGGGACUCGACAUCUUCAGAGCCAGUGCGUUGUGGCUGCACUUCAACCGGGAAGGCAGCGUGGUAAAUCCGUUCAAGGAGCUGCACUGCUACGUAUCUGAUCGCGUCACAUCGUGGUAG